Molecule: messenger RNA, 795 nt
Organism: Chaetomium strumarium
Lineage: Eukaryota; Fungi; Ascomycota; Sordariomycetes; Sordariales; Chaetomiaceae
Exons: 2
Coding region: 1-795 (264 amino acids)
Biological process (GO): regulation of transcription by RNA polymerase II
Molecular function (GO): DNA-binding transcription factor activity, RNA polymerase II-specific; RNA polymerase II cis-regulatory region sequence-specific DNA binding
Source: RefSeq, a predicted model, not a curated record
AUGUCGGGUCUUCCGGCACCGUCCUCUUCCUAUCAGAAUCCAGUAUGCCCUUCCCUCGGCGCGGGGAGUUCGCAAACCAGCGAGCCGAGCCUGCCAUGGAUUGGCUCGCCGGUCUUUGCCGACUCACCGAUGAGUCACGACGGCCCCAACAUGCCGAACGAAGGUUUGGUGAAUCCUUUUGAGGGAUUCGACUUCAAGGCGAUGUUGGAUGCCUGUUCAGGAGAUCUUGACUUGUCCACCGUCGAUCUAGCACCAGACCACGCUAUGUCCAUGGAAACUUUUAACAAUUGCUUGGAUACGGAAAUGCUUGCUAGUUUCGACUGGGGACUCGGCUCCGAUUUCCUGGAUCCCUUCGGAACCCCAAGCCUAGUCGGCUCUGAAAGCCCCGUGGACAGUGUCUUGGACUUCACUUCCGGCACCAGCUCUCCCCUGGAACGUUUCAGCCCCGCCCCUUUUCCGACUGCCGGUACUUCCCCGGCGUCGCGCUCCCCAGCCACUUCCGCGCCCCGCCAAGUCCACCGCUGCGCCGAGACCUCGUGUACAAAGGUCUUCUCCCGCCGAUCUGAUCUGAAAAAACACGAGCGCAGCACUCACCGGCAACCCUUCCGCUGUCACCUCCAGGGGUGUGGGAAAGGCCACGCCGACCAACGCGCUCUCCACCGCCACUUCUGGACCAGGCACCGCGAGUAUGCCGAGCUGCACAACAUCCCCUCGGAGCGGGCCAAGUGCCCGCAUUGUGACUACGAGGGCCGCGGGGAUAAUCUUAAGAGACAUAUGAAGAAGCACAUGCGGUGA